This is a messenger RNA of Teleopsis dalmanni, 891 nucleotides long. RefSeq lists its product as uncharacterized. Bases 280 to 792 code for a protein of 170 amino acids. The transcript is spliced from 3 exons. The record is from RefSeq and is a predicted model, not a curated record. Lineage: Eukaryota; Metazoa; Arthropoda; Insecta; Diptera; Diopsidae.
UUUUGAAUUUGAAUUCAUCAUUGCUUUUUACAUUAUUGCUUAUGGCAAUCAUUUUCAUUCCUUUUAACAUUGAACGCUUACCCUUAAACGGAAAUCGACUUUGCUUCGUACUGUCAGUCAAAGAAUAAUUUUGAAGUGUCGGAAAUUGUGUCGGCCAUUUUGGCGUAAACUUUAUUUCAAACAUUUCUUGCGCUGCAUUAACUUUAGUUUUUUUGUUGUUUAAAUUUUAGUUAAAUUGAAGUAUUAACAUAGAAUUAUUCUAAAAUCAAAAAUCAAAAAAUGUUGGCAUCCAAGACUUUGCGUUUGCUACCUGUACCUUCAAAAAAUGGAACAGGUUCAGCGAUGCAGUUGUUGCAAAUGAUAUCACCCGGUAUUAAUGUCGAUCGAGACAAUAAUCCAAAUGAUUUCAUCAAAAGUGCACCGAUGACAUCAUAUAGAACUGCUUCUGUGCGUUUGUUUUGUUCAGCUGAUGGUCCCCCACAACAAGCAGGAGCUAAGGCAUCGACUAAAGCAUCACCACCACCGUCCUCAUCGUCAUCACAAUCCGCUGCGACUGUAAAGGCACAAUCUUUGGAUGAUAAAAGUCCAGCAACGCAACUGCUUUCACAAUUGCCAGACAAAAAGCAGGUUGAAAAGUAUUUUUUCCGCAUUGUGGCAUUUAUUUGGGAUACAUCACAUUGGGCUUACCGUAUUCUUAAGCAUAACGUCGAUGAGCACAUUAUUAAGAAUAAAUCCGUUCAAGAUAAUUACAAGAAGUUUCUUGAGAAAAUGGAAAAGUCCAAAAAGGAUUAAUGGGUUUAACGGAAAAUACAGCUAACAAAGAAAUACAUAAAAUUCAUUUUUAAAAUUUAAAUUUAUUUGUAAACGAAACGCAAAUAAAAAUAAAAUAAG